Jaminaea rosea is the source of this 1430-nucleotide messenger RNA. RefSeq lists its product as hypothetical. The record is from RefSeq and is a predicted model, not a curated record. Lineage: Eukaryota; Fungi; Basidiomycota; Exobasidiomycetes; Microstromatales. The transcript is spliced from 3 exons. The coding region runs from base 1 to 1341 and encodes 446 amino acids.
AUGCCUCUCUUCAGUGGCGGGGGCGAGAGCUCACGUCGCAAGGGAGUCAAAAAGGCGCCUGGCGGCGAGGCCCCUAACAUCGAUUGGGCUGCAUUGAGCCAGCAGACGGGAUUCACUGAUGCAGUGAGCGCUGCGAUGGAUGCAUUGCAAUCCGCUGCGGCGGCAGCGACGGAUGGGGGAAGUCCUAACAGAAGAGGCAAGGCGAAGGGAAGACGCUCUGCUGCGGGCAUGGAGAGGGACGGCGCAUCCGCCAUCAACAACAUCAUUCGCACACUCUCGCGCGCAUUCUUCUCCCUAUCACCAAGCGCGCAACGCAAUGCCCUGUGGGGUCUGCUAGUGGUAAGCAUCCUCUACAUCCCUGGCCUCUGGACACUCAAGGUGGCUCUGGCUGCGGCGUUGCUCCUCUUCAGACCGCUUGAUGGAGCGUCUGGACUAUCAGGUGGCAAGCGCGGUGGUGCAUGGAAGGUGCCCAAGCAAAAGGAUGCGAAGGGUCAAUGGUUCUCCACGGAUCCGCUGGUGGCUGCGAUGCAGAGAAUACCAGAGACAACGACAUACGGCAAUAUUGGGAGUCCGGACCCCUCAUCCUCGUCUCCCGACCUCCCAGCCUUCGCAGCUCCUCCUUCACCCUCCCCCGAGCUCGCCCCACGGCCGCAAGCCUCGCCUUCACCCCGGCCGCACGCGAUACCUCCUCCGCCUCUACCAGCAUCAGUCACUCUCCCGGACUCUGCAUUUUUCAGUCCUCAGCUGCCUCCCUCAUCGCCACGCCCCAUGGUACCAUCACUGAGCGAGCCGCAACUCCUUUCUGCCACGCCGAGGAUGCCCUCCCAGCUGAAUCGGCCGGUACGUCAUCCGCUGGAGAGCAUCGUGGGACGUCAACAGGCAACCUCUUCGCCACGCCCUGACCCGCACGUCACAUCAAGCGAAAUCAUGCCUAACCCUCACGACCGUUCGCGGGCACGUCACGUCAGCUCUCCCUACCACAGCACCCACUCCCCGUCCGUAGACAGAAGAACACAUCGUCUACCCUCCCUUCCCCCAUCUCUCCCGCCUCCACCAGGCAACGAUGAGCGCGGACCUCACGUGACGUCGGGAGAAUGGCAACGUGGUCCUUCCGGCUCGUUUCAUCGCAUUGCUGUUGCGAAGAAGGCGUGGAAAAGGACGUUUAGUGGACCAUCGAAGGGUUCAAGGCAGACAGAGCGCGAAGAGGAGCGGGAGAGACUGAGAACCGAGCAGGAGUAUGAGUUUGAGAGGGCGAUGCGGACGAAAGUGUUCGACGAGGAUCGUGCUGAUACGGGAGAGGGCGGGUGGGUCGAUGAGUUUGGCAGGCCAAUGAGCGGGUGAGCGGACGGGAAGCUUUACCGUUCAGGGGCUCAUGCGAGCGAAAGCGGGGCUGACGCUCCCCACUGAUAGUGAUGUUAUGUGUAUGAUAC